UUUCAAAACGUGUAUCGUCAGUUUCGGUUUUGUUAGCGCCGAGCGUACAGCGUGUCACAAUAAUAAUGUGUUUGGUAGUUUAGUUAGGUACCUAUCUACUCUAGUUUAAUCUUUAUUGUCUAACAUGUUUGUGCUGCAAAACUGAAUAGUAUUUAUUUUUUUUCCAAUUAUGAUUAAAGAUAGACUGAAAGAGUUACAAGCUUUGAUUAACUAUGUAAAUAUUCAUUUUGACAAGCUGAACAAAAUAUAAUCUUCAACAUUCUAAUUUGUUUUGUGUAUACAGAACACGGUUAAAUAGAUAAUAAAUCUAUACCCGCGAUACAGAGUGCAGGUAAUGGUCGUCCACAAGAGUUGAUUGUGUCGUAGAUAGUAGAAGAUGUAUUUCCAAAUCACGUCCACAGAAUGGAUUCCCGAAAUAACAUAAGAGGAGUGGACAACGUAGCUCUGGACAUGCAAUACUCAGAGUACGGUUACAUGGAACAUUUUUUCGACCAGAUUGAACAGUGUCGGGUAAAAAUAAGACAAAUCAAAGAACACGUAGUGUUGAUGAGGACGUUACACGGAAAGUUACUACUCCUACCCAGGCAAGAUGAAAAUAUGAAACGAGAUAUAGAUACAAAAACUGAAAAUGUAAAAAAAAUGGGUAAACAAGUCAGCACCACAUUGAAAGGUCUAGAGAAACAGAUCAACCAAGAAGAAGAUGAGUCUUCUGGUGACAACGAACAAGUGAGCGCCGCGUUGCGGAUACGAAAAACCCAACAUGCCACCACGAUACACAUGUUGGUCGAAGCCCUGGCCGAAUUCAACGCCGAGCAAAUCAUCUACAAAGAAAAAUGCGAGGAACGCAUGCAGAAAGUCGUGAGCAUAGCGAAAGCCGAAAUAUCCAACGAUCAGUUCGACGAGCUAGUCAGCCAGGGCAACUAUUCGGCCGUGUUCAACGGCAACAUAAUUGCCGAAACGCUGGAAGCCAGGAGCACGCUGCAAGAAGUCCAAGACAGACACUUGGAACUGCUUAAACUGGAAAAGAGCAUACAGGAGCUCCGGGACAUGUUUGUUGAGAUGGCCAUGCUGGUCGAAAAGCAAGGUGACAUAAUUAAUAGUAUAGAACAGCACGUGUUAAGGGCCGGAGAAGCUGCUGAAAAUGCCAAAGUAGAAACCAAAAAAGCAGUCAUAUACACUAGUAAAGCGAGAGUGAAAAAAAUUGUCUUAAUGAUGAUUUGCGCUUGUGUGGUCUUAUGUAUGGUGGCGUGGUUGUACUCGAGUUUUUUUGGAAACGAUGAAACCACCGAAACCUGACAUUUCUAUAACUUAUUUUUGUAUAAUAUAUUUUAACUCUUAGGGAAAAUGCUGUGAUAUUUGUGCAAAUAUAUAUUAUUGUUUAUGUGUAAGUAUAUAUAUAUAUGUAUGUAGAAUGUAGAUAUAUUACAGUAGGUACUGUUAUAUUGACUAAAAUAAUUAUUAGGGAAUUGAAUGUUUUAUUACCUUAUUGACUAUAUGUGUAUGUUUUUUUAAAUUAGGUAUCUUCUUGUCUAUUGUAAUAAUUGGUAUUUUCAAAACGAACCGUUGUUAUAAAAAUAUCAAUAAAUAAACAUUUAUUAUAAAUUAAA
Myzus persicae (green peach aphid) is the source of this 1607-nucleotide messenger RNA. Its product is annotated as syntaxin-like. Gene Ontology annotation, biological process: exocytosis; vesicle fusion; intracellular protein transport. Gene Ontology annotation, cellular component: plasma membrane; SNARE complex; endomembrane system. NCBI's taxonomy places the organism in Eukaryota, Metazoa, Arthropoda, Insecta, Hemiptera, Aphididae. The transcript is spliced from 10 exons. Gene Ontology annotation, molecular function: SNAP receptor activity; SNARE binding. The record is from RefSeq and is a predicted model, not a curated record. Bases 403 to 1296 code for a protein of 297 amino acids.